Molecule: messenger RNA, 1417 nt
Organism: Rhagoletis pomonella (apple maggot)
Lineage: Eukaryota; Metazoa; Arthropoda; Insecta; Diptera; Tephritidae
Gene: Tsp97E
Product: tetraspanin-13
Exons: 4
Coding region: 122-775 (217 amino acids)
Cellular component (GO): membrane
Source: RefSeq, a predicted model, not a curated record
GCGUCGAUGUUUUUCCGACUUCCCUAGCUGGAAUCAGUUGGUGUAGUAAUAAGCGGAAAGAGUUGAAUAAGGAAAUAGAUUUAGUAAUUUUUUGAUAACCAAAAGUGAAAAUAUUGGGAAAAUGUGCGGAGGAUUUACCUGCUCGAAAAAUGCGCUAAUUGCGUUGAACAUUUUGUAUGUGAUGGUGGGAUUCCUGUUGAUUGGAGUUGGCAUUUAUGCGCGUGCCGCCUCCAUAGUCACAAAUUUACCGAUUGUGGGUGGAAUUUUAGCCUGCGGCGUAAUAUUGAUAUUAAUUUCCAUACUUGGACUGGCAGGUGCAGUGAGGCAUCACCAAGUUAUGCUAUUUUUCUACAUGAUUAUCUUGUUUAUUCUAUUCAUCAUUCAAUUCUCCAUUGCAAGCUCUUGUUUAGCUGUCAGUUCUGAACAGCAAAAAGAGUUCGCUGAAGAAGGCUGGAAUAAUGUACCGGAUUCUAUGCGAAAACAAGUGCAAGAUACUUUUCUCUGCUGUGGCUUCAACUCAACUAAUACUGGAAUGUCCUGUGAAGCUGUAAAUAAACAAUGUUGUCCUAAUUUAAUUAGUGUUUGCUCGUGCGCACCAUGCUUACCCGCAUUGGAGGAUAAGAUCAAUUAUGCUUUUAAGUUAUGUGGCGGUUUGGGCAUUUUCUUCAGUUUCACUGAGGUACUGGCUGUCUUUUUGGCGCGUCGCUAUCGCAAUCAACAUGAUCCACAUUAUCCACCAGCGCGCGCAAUUUUCCCACACAAUUAUCAGUAUUAGUAAAACAAUCAUAAUUUUCGAUUCCGUGGCAAAAAAAAAAAUUAUUAGCGCUGAUCCGAUUUCAUAGCAAAAGCAUUUGGCUAACAUUAACAUACUACAUAUCGUCACUAGACACGAAUAAAGGCGCGAGCUCAAAAUUUGACCGCGAAAAACGACGCUUAAAAAAACUUCAGCGAAGAAAGACUCUUAACCUAGUUGACGACGAAGAAAGACGCGAUAAAAUAUUUGACGGCCAAGAAGGAAGCGUAAACUUAUUUUCGCGGUCAACUAUGUUUGCGGGUGUAAUAGUAUGUACAUUCCGUAAAUAGUUUUUGGGGAAUAAUGCUGAAGUUACAGUCCUUGGCCUAGUAUAAAUCUAUGAUUACGCGUCUUUCUUCGCCGAAGUUUUUCUUAAGCGCCUUUUUUCGUAAAAUUUUUUGUAUGCGUCUUUUUUUACCGUCGAAACAAUAGGGCGCCUUUAUUCGUGUCUAGUGACGAUAUGUAUAUGUAUAUGUAUAUAAAAUGCACUUCCCAAUUUUUAAAUUAGCUAUAUUUUGAAGCACUUUAAUUUAUGUUACAAUAUAUUCAGAGCUGGGUCGUAAUGACUCCUUUAGGAAUUAAAUUACUCCCAAUUACAAAUUACAAGGAAUUGUAAUUUGGAAU